CGGCCCGGGGGCGGGAGCCGGAGAGCGGGCGGCGCUGCGGGGCCCCGCGGCCGCGGGCUCCAAUGGCGAGGCCGGCGCGGCCCCCGUUAAUUACAUAAGCGGGACGUCAAUAAUUCGCGGGAAAACGCGAAAAAGAUGGCGCCCCGCGCCCGGGGGCCCCCUUCCUGAGCGCCCCGGCCCCUCCCUCCUCCUCCGCCCCCCCUCCCCGCGGCGCCCCCGCCCCGCCCCGCCCCCGCCGAGACCCCGACCCCGGCCCCACGGGCGGACACUCGGCCGGGCAGCCGCGGGCCGAGCGCAGCCGCCUCCGCCACCGAUGCGCCUGGUGGCCAGACUCCAAGUGGGACCGGCGGAUACACAGCCUCGCGUGUCAGUGGAAGCUGAUGGAGAAUCGAGGUGUGGACCCAGGGACUCGGGACUCCUAUGGUGCCACCAGCCACCUUCCCAACAAAGGGGCCUUGGCCAAAGCCAAGAACAACUUCAAAGACCUGAUGUCCAAGCUGACAGAGGGCCAGUAUGUGCUGUGCCGGUGGACGGAUGGACUGUAUUAUCUCGGAAGAUCAAGAGGGUCAGCAGUUCAAAGCAGAGCUGCCUUGUGACUUUUGAAGAUAAUUCCAAGUACUGGGUCCUGUGGAAGGACAUACAGCAUGCCGGAGUUCCUGGGGAGGAGCCCAAGUGCAACAUUUGCCUGGGGAAGACCUCAGGGCCUCUGAAUGAGAUCCUCAUCUGUGGGAAGUGUGGCCUGGGUUACCACCAGCAGUGCCACAUCCCCAUAGCCGGCAGUGCUGACCGGCCCCUGCUCACUCCUUGGUUCUGCCGACGCUGCAUCUUCGCGCUGGCUGUGCGGAAAGGCGGCGCACUGAAGAAGGGCGCCAUCGCCAGGACUCUGCAGGCUGUGAAGAUGGUGUUGUCCUACCAGCCCGAGGAGCUCGAGUGGGACUCGCCGCACCGCACCAACCAGCAGCAAUGCUACUGCUAUUGCGGCGGGCCUGGAGAAUGGUACCUGCGGAUGCUGCAGUGUUACCGGUGCAGGCAGUGGUUCCACGAGGCUUGCACCCAGUGUCUCAAUGAGCCCAUGAUGUUCGGAGACCGGUUCUACCUGUUCUUCUGCUCCGUGUGUAACCAGGGCCCAGAGUACAUCGAGAGGCUGCCCCUGCGAUGGGUCGAUGUGGUUCACCUGGCUCUCUACAACCUGGGGGUGCAGAGCAAGAAGAAGUACUUUGACUUUGAGGAGAUUCUGGCUUUUGUCAACCACCACUGGGAGCUCCUACAGCUUGGCAAGCUCACCAACACCCCUGUGACGGACCGGGGACCACAUCUCCUCAACGCUCUCAACAGUUACAAAAGCCGGUUCCUCUGCGGCAAGGAGAUCAAGAAGAAGAAGUGCAUCUUCCGCCUGCGCAUCCGUGUCCCGCCCAACCCCCCUGGGAAGCUGCUGCCCGACAAGGGCCUGGUGCCCCCUGAGAACGGUGCCUCCUCGGAGCCGCGUAAGAGAGGAAAGAGCAAGCCUGGUUUGUUGCCUCAUGAGUUCCAGCAGCAGAAAAGGCGAGUUUAUAGAAGAAAAAGAUCAAAGUUUUUGCUGGAAGAUGCUAUCCCCAGUAGUGACUUUACCUCGGCCUGGAGCACCAACCACCACCUGGCCAGCAUAUUUGACUUCACGCUGGAUGAAAUUCAGAGUUUAAAAAGUGCCAGCUCAGGCCAGACCUUCUUCUCAGAUGUGGACUCCACCGAUGCUGCCAGCACCUCAGGCUCGGCUUCCACCAGCCUCUCCUAUGACUCCAGACGGACAGUGGGCAGCCGCAAGAGGAAGCUGGCAGCCAAAGCAUACAUGCCACUGCGGGCAAAGCGGCGGGCGGCUGAGCUGGGUGGAUGCUGCCCCUCGGACAGCAGUGCAGAGGGGGCCUCGGGCCCUGAGCGGCCAGACGAGGGCAUCGACAGCCACACGUUCGAGAGCAUCAGUGAAGAUGACUCAUCCUUGUCCCACCUCAAGUCAUCCAUCACCAACUAUUUUGGCGCGGCUGGGCGGUUAGCCUGUGGGGAGAAGUACCAGGUGUUGGCUCGCAGGGUCACGCCUGAGGGCAAGGUUCAGUACCUGGUGGAGUGGGAAGGGACCACCCCUUACUGACCAGCCCCAGGGGAUGCCAGGAACCCUGGAAACCAAAGGAGAGACAGUGGAAGCCCCAGGCUCCCUAGUUCUCUCCAGGCUGGGGUGAGGGAGGGAAGCAGGGCAGAGCUGCAAGUGCCUGGCCAAAGCCCCGCCUGCCUGCCUCCCUGCCAGGCCCGGGCUGUGCCCCUCCUGCUCUUGGCCACCUCUGGCUCACCCCCCUCUGCCUGCGUCUGAGGUCUCGCUGGCUACUUCUUGGUGUCUACACACACUUCCUCAGACUGUUACCUGUUCCUCUGAUUUAGUGUCCUGCUGGCUCUGUGGCCUGUUGAGGCCUGAGUCCUUGUCCCCAGUGUGUCCCUUUACCUCUCUUUCCCCUUUUGGGUGUGUUGUGUCUAUACACCCAACCCUCCACUGGAUGUCCUUCACACCUGACCCAUCCCAGGGACCACACACGCCGGAAAUCUAAGAAAGGCUGGGUGAAGAUGGGUAAGUGGAGGCCCCGAGGAGCCCAUUUCCCAUUUUCCUGUCCCUCCUCUGCCCUGCGGAAGAGGGGGUGAGGGUGGGAGGCCUCUGGAGGCGGUGUGGCAGAGACUCUGAGACCUCAGGUUCUGAGUGAUCAGGAGGCACCAGCACCAGAGCCCCGUUAUUAAGACUUAAAAACGAAGGCUGUGGUUGUCAGCUUCCGAGAUCCACAAAAGUUCUCCCCCCUCCUGCUACAUCCCUUGUUACGUGAGGCUGGCCCUGAGCUUGCAAACCUGAGGGCUGAGAGGAAGUAGAAUGAAAGGGAGCUUGUCCUGCUACACCUGAGACUGUCUCCUCUGCCUCCAACCCCCAGACCCCAGCAACACACACACCAACUUCCAACCAGGUGUGUGUUUUCACCUCCAGGUGCAUACACACCACACACAUAACCCCACAUUCCUUUGAGUGCCAGCCUGGCUCCUGCCCCUGGUUUUCCUUUGGCCCUCUCCUAGGGCCAUGUGCUAUAACUAAAUGUGAAAGUCUGGCUCCUGCCCGUGAACCAGCUUUGACCCUAGAGGGAAGCACAGGGGACUCUUACCCUCUUCCUUAUUCCCCUGCCCCGCCCUGAAACUGACAAUCAUUUUUGGGGGCAGGUUAGGAUUUUUUUUUUAAGGGCUUGAGUCACUCAGUCCCCUCAAAGGGAAGUCUUUGUUAGUAGGAGUAUAAACAGUUCUUAGAACUGACAUUAAAACUCAGACCCAUGUGUAGGAAGACCAAAACUGGGAGGGGGAGGAGACCCCUGAUUUUUUGCUGCUUCCAGAGGUAUUAGAAACUGAUUCAAUUGAUUUGAAAAUGGAAAGAAGUGCCUUGACUAGGGGAGGAUGUGCCAGAUGGGGACCAGCUUGGCUGGGUUCUGGAGGCUGCCAGCUGCAAGGUGAAGGUGGAUGAACAAGGGGUGGGAACAGGCCUGGAGCUUUUUUUUUUUUUUUCUCCAUUAUUUGGCUGACCCCCCCCCCAUCUCUGAGCAUCCAAGGGGUCCCUGAAAUAGCUCAGGUGCCCCUUGCCUCAAACCUCAGCUCAAACAGUGCCUUUCAACUGGGACCUCACUUCCUCUACACAGCCCCCCCACUUCCCUCUGCUCCCCAGCAUGGUCCAGGCAGGGAUAAGCUGAUUGGGCCCAGUUCUCUCCCUUCUCAGCCCCCCAGCUGCUGCCACUGAAGCCCCCCAUCUGGAGCCAAGUGGAAGGGAGCUGAGAAGCUAGCCCCCAGCCCAGCUGGGGUGUGGGAUCAGAUCCACCCAGUGGCCUCCUGCCUGGCUCAACAGCACAGCAACCUCCCAGGCCUGCUUUCCAGGCUUCUGAGGAAGUGUAGGAUGAGCACAGCUUGUUGAAGCAGGCUUCAGAGGCUCUGGGCUUGAAGAGAAGGAGGAAGACAGUGUCUUCCCCACGUGGAGGUCUGCAUAAGGCCUGGCAAGGUCACCCUGACCCCACCACACCCCAGCAUUUUGUUCAUACCUGAUAAUAGCUGCAUUACUGCCAACUGACCUUAUCAUAACCCUGUGCACCUUUGAAAAGAUUUAUCGUUUUGAAUUGCUGCUUCUAAUAACAUUUGUUAUAUUAAAAUUAUAAUUAAUGUGUCUGA
Messenger RNA from Sus scrofa (pig), 4206 nucleotides. RefSeq names its product PHD finger protein 19 (gene PHF19). The record is from RefSeq and is a predicted model, not a curated record. Gene Ontology annotation, molecular function: DNA binding; chromatin binding. Lineage: Eukaryota; Metazoa; Chordata; Mammalia; Artiodactyla; Suidae. Gene Ontology annotation, biological process: negative regulation of gene expression, epigenetic. Gene Ontology annotation, cellular component: nucleus.